Paramecium sonneborni is the source of this 1420-nucleotide messenger RNA. The record is from the annotation of a GenBank genome assembly. Lineage: Eukaryota; Ciliophora; Oligohymenophorea; Peniculida; Parameciidae.
AUGAUUGACUAUAUGAAAAAAGAAAAACUAAUUGAACCUGGAUGUAAGUAUCUUUAAAAAAUUUUAGCUGAUAAGGUGAUAAUUGCAGGGAAGAUCGAAAGAAAAAUAUUUGAGAAUAUUUAAAUGGAACCCAUAGAAUAAGAAUAACUAAACAAUUUAAAGAGAGCAUUGAUUAACAUUCCACCUUUGCGAUUGCCCAAAGAGUAAUAUUUUAUAAUAUUGAUAUAGAUGGUAAGAUAGUGAUUACUUAAGAAUUCUAUCCUAUUGUGAUUAUGAAAUUACAAACACCAUUCAAGUAUUAUUAUUAUUGAUUAACUUAAAAGGUUUUAAAGCAACAUCUUUUAUGGAGAAAUAAUAUAAAUUUAUCAAAUCCUCCAAAUUUCGUUGUGGUAUAUUUUUAAUUUCAUUAAUAAAGUUAAAUGGGGCUAUUUACAUACAUUGGCAUGAUAAAGGUUUUCGACCAGUAAUUAUAAUUGACAUAAAUAAAGCACUCCAAGUAAAAUUUUAGUUAUUUAUUAUUAAAGUACAAACUCAAAGAAUUUAAAAAUGGUUUUGAUUAUUUAUUUAAUAUGCUAAUUAGAGAUAUUUUAAUAUCUUAUUAUGUUGAAUCAACAAUAAUUUUGAUAGAUUUAGGUAAUCUAAAUUAAUAAAUACAUCUUAUUACAAAUGAAUUGAUGGAAUUUGUGAAAAACUGUGAAAUAAAUUAUUAUGGUAGAAUCCACAAAAUUUAUAUCCUUGAAGAUGUUUACAAAUUUUUAUUUAAUAGAGUAGUUUAAGUUUUAAAACCUUCAUCAUAAGAUAAAAUAGUCUUUCUUUAAAAAAAGAACCUUAAUCAGUUAACUAAUUAAAUUGAUGAGAAUUAAUUAGAACUUAAAUUUUCAGGUUUGUAACCUAACAUUCAAUCAAAUUUUUGGUAACAUAAUCAAAAUUUAAAUUAGGCCUCCAAAAGAUCUGCCUAAUGUAAAAAUUAAAAAAUUUGAUAAAAAAGAUGAAGUAAAAUCAAACAUGAGUAACACUGAUGAAAAUCUCUCUAAAUCCUAAUUAAUAUUAUAGAAAAAUCGUCCUGAAAGUAGUUAAAACAGUUAGCUCUUUCUUCAAGUUUAUAAUGAGGAAUAAGAAGUUAUUAUAUCAGAGAGUCAUAUUAUAGAAUUUGCUGACUCUUUUAAUAACUUAGAAUAUGUAUAAAUUAUUGUAUUCAUAUAAGUAUCCUGAUUCUCAAUUUUAAUCUUCAAAAAAUAAUUGUUAAAAAUUCUAAGAUACCGCUCCAUUAUAGUCAACAACAAUAAAACCUCGGGAUUUAUAAAGGUUAGAAUCAGAAAAUUGGAGUAGCUCAGAUUUAUAAAUGAGUUCGAAAUUUAUUACACAAAAUUAAAAACAAAAUCCUUGUUGUUAGAGUUCUUCGACAUGUUAAUUAAUUUGA